Molecule: messenger RNA, 703 nt
Organism: Drosophila erecta
Lineage: Eukaryota; Metazoa; Arthropoda; Insecta; Diptera; Drosophilidae
Product: cation/calcium exchanger 1
Biological process (GO): intracellular calcium ion homeostasis; transmembrane transport; monoatomic cation transport
Cellular component (GO): membrane
Molecular function (GO): calcium:sodium antiporter activity
Source: RefSeq, a predicted model, not a curated record
AUGUCUAUAAACAGCAAAUCUGAUGCUCCUUUGGUGACCAACGCCCUGGACGCGGAAUUCGAAAACUUUUGGAAAACGGUUAGCUGUUUUGCGGCCAACAGCUUUCCCUUCGAGGACCGAUGCGAGUUCGUCAAAAAGGCGGAGGACUGCAUUGCGAGGACCAAUGUAGUUCCAUACAUGAGACUCUUGGCCUGCGAUCUGAAGUGCAUCAAUUACUUCGAGGAAAUGAUCUUCAUCAUCUUGUUCGUGGCGCUCUGCUUCCAAAUUCUGGUCUUACUGAUCUACACGAUCAAUGUUUACUAUAGUCCUGCUCUGAAGGUGGUAUCACGAUUUCUCCAUAUGAACGAGCAUUUGGCUGGAGUUACCAUGAUGGCCUUUGGAAACACUUCCGCCGACCUCUUCGCCAACUUGGCCAGUGUUGACCGACAUGUGCCUGUGUUGGCCAACAGCUUGUCGUCGGCCCUGUUUGUGAUAACGAUUUCCGGCGGCCUAAUAUGCUACAUUUCCCCCUUCAAGAUGAAUUCCUACGAAACGGUCCGCGACAUUUUAUUUCUUUUGUUCGCGACAUUUUUGAUGGAUUACUUUUCAUGUAAAGUAACCCAUUUCAAACUGGGCAACAACUUGAAAUUUCUCAGUAAGCAUAACAGACCAAGGAUGUCAACUUUCCGCAAAAAUGUAAUAGCCUUAAGUUAAAUUUUAGUUG